UUGCCUUUCUCAUCAUUUUCACUCUUCCAUUCCCUCACUUGUGUCAAAUUAUUUCUGACGUCGCGCUUUUCACUCGCUCCGUUUGCUCGUUUUACCCUCAUUCUCUCUCUUCUUCUGUUUACUUGCAUUCCUGGGAAUGGAGAUGACUCUGGAUCUGGUCCUUCGAUUUAUUUUCUGAUUCAUCAGUGCCCGGGAUUGUCUUCAAAGAAGAAGGAAUAGGAAAAAGAGUAUUAUGUUUUCGAGACUAAUACAUCCUCACGAAGGGACAUUUGGUCAAGAAAAUAUGCAGGGUGGAUUAAGCCACAGUCACCUUGGAGACCCAUGUCUUGUCCUGACCGCUGAUCCCAAACCUCGUCUUCGUUGGACUGCUGACCUUCACGAGCGAUUUGUUGAUGCGGUCACUCAGCUUGGAGGUGCCAGUAAAGCUACACCAAAAGCAAUCAUGCGGACCAUGAAUGUCAAGGGUCUGACUCUUUAUCAUUUAAAGAGUCAUCUUCAGAAAUACAGACUUGGCAAGCAAUCGGGAAAAGAUACUGGAGAGGAAUGCAAAGAUGGAAUAUCUGCUUCGUAUCUCUUAGAAAGCCCUGGUGACUCUGCUCCAAAGUUGCCGGCUUCUGAUUCAAAUGAGGGUCAUGAAGUCAAGGAAGCAUUAAGAGCACAAAUGGAAGUGCAAAGUAAACUGCACUUGCUAGUCGAGGCAGAGAAGCACCUGCAGAUACGCCAAGAUGCAGAGAGGAAAUAUAUGGCCAUGCUUGAGAGUGCUUGUAAGAUGUUAGCGGAUCAAUUUAUUGGUGCUACUGUAAUAGACGCAGACAACCAAAAAUUUCAAGGCGUGGGAAAUAAAACACCAAAAUCUUCUGUGCUCGAUCCCCUAGGCUUUUGCUCCUUACCAUCGUCCGAGGCAACUGGAGUGCAUGUUCCAGAAGCACAGCAUAGUUUCUUUCAGAAGCGAGGUGACUGUUGCGCCGAAAGCUGCUUGAGAUCACUUGAAAGCCUUGGAGGGUUGACUCUGGAAGGACCACCGGGUGAAGCUAAAAAGAGGAUGCUGAGCUUGGACUCAAUGGUGGCACCUCUGAUCUGGAGUGAAGCCAAUUUGAGAACUCAAGGCGUUCAUCUAGCUCAAGUUAAUCCUCAUGGAAUAACUAGGUAUGGCAUGUAGGGAAGGGAAGGUAAACCCAUUAGUUCUUCAAGUCAUCAGGACAGUCUGAUGGACUGAAUCCAGGUUCCGUGACGCAGGGGUUGUUUAAAGUUUUUUGAGUAGCAAUUUUUGGUUGUUGGAUUGUUGGGACAGUGUAGAUCAUGAUUUGUGGUUAAUCCGCCACGUGACGCCCUAUCUCUGGGCUCAGCCAUGUGCAUGAUCUGCGCCAUCACAAAAAAUCCAACGGUUGAAAAUAUUUAUUUUAGAAAUUUCAGACAAUCCCUACUCUAGGGGACUUGUUUCCUUUCAUUUUCUGUAAUUUAGGGCCAAGUACUGAAACUCUGAUCUUUGCUGUUCGAAGUGAUAACGGAGGAGGAACGAACUUUUCACAGUAUAUAAGUUUCAUCUAUGUGGCUUAAUUUGUCAAAAAGCUGGUUCUGACCAUUUAUAAUCAUGUUUUGUUUCA
Molecule: messenger RNA, 1604 nt
Organism: Prosopis cineraria
Lineage: Eukaryota; Viridiplantae; Streptophyta; Magnoliopsida; Fabales; Fabaceae
Product: protein PHR1-LIKE 2-like
Exons: 6
Coding region: 233-1159 (308 amino acids)
Molecular function (GO): DNA binding; DNA-binding transcription factor activity
Source: RefSeq, a predicted model, not a curated record